UAGCACGUAUAUUGUGCUCUCAUAUGUUACGACAUCACACGACCCAUUUACGGCAACGUGUAAGAAUUAGAAACAUCAAGUGUUCCUGUCUUCCCUGAAACACCAUCAUGAAUAUUCGAUGUGCACAGCCCGAGGACCUGAUGAACAUGCAGCAUUGUAAUCUGCUGUGUUUACCAGAAAACUAUCAGAUGAAGUACUACUUUUAUCACGGACUCUCAUGGCCACAGUUAUCUUAUGUAGCAGAAGAUGAAGGUGGUAAAAUUGUUGGCUAUGUUCUGGCAAAGAUUGACAGGGAGGAAGACCCAGAGGACUCCGUACCACAUGGACAUAUCACAUCCUUGGCAGUGAAGCGAUCCCACAGAAGGCUAGGACUGGCUAAGAAGUUGAUGGACCAGGCUUCUCGAGCGAUGGUGGAGUGUUUUGAUGCUCAGUAUGUCUCCUUGCAUGUGAGGAAAAGCAACAGGGCAGCCCUACAUCUCUAUACCAACACAUUGGGCUUCUCAAUCAGUGAAAUAGAACCGAAGUAUUAUGCAGACGGAGAAGAUGCUUACGCUAUGAGGAAAGAUCUGACUGAGAUUAAGGAUCAGCAUGGACUUCGACAACUACAGCCUGAAAGCAUAACAGCAUCCUGAGCUUCCUGAUUCUUUGAUAGCGGCUCUAGUCCAUGUAGGGGUUGAUGACAUAAACUCUGUUUUCAAAAGACUACAAACUACAAGUGUCAUUGAUCAAAGGACAAUGUGACAGGACUGGUGAAAAGAAUUUGUAAAUUUCAGGAGUGUGGAAAGUGAACACUUAGUCCCUUCAUGAAGACAGAUGAUGGUGCAUUGAGAAAGAGCAGGAGAUAGAACAAAAAAGUCAGAAAUAUAUUAAUAAGAUGAGUGAGAGAAAGACAAAUAAGUCAGAAAUAUAUGAAUAAGAUGAGCAAGAGAAAGACUAAGAGAGAAAGAAAGAUGACAAUAGCUAGAGAGAAGAAAGGUGAUGGAGAGAGGAAAGUGUGCAAACUAGAUAAUAAGAAGAGGUUAGGGAGAGCAAAUGGAUGAGAGAAAGAUGAAAAUAGAGAGAGCAAGAGAGGAGAUAGUGAUAGAGAGAAAGUUGUAAGAGUGAGCAAAACACAAAACCACAGAAUGAACUAGUUUUUCCUGAUAUUAAAUCAUGAGCUUUUGUAUGAAUUAUACCUCCACCUGUUGGUACAGAUCAGAUUAUUGAUAACCAUAGGUUAUUGUUUGUUGUGGACCUUGUUAUUACCUGUGUAAAUGUGAUGACAGGUAUAAGGAAAAUGUUUUCAUAGGAUUACAGAAGAAUAGUUCAAAAUUAAAAUUUUUGCCACUCUUAAAUGAACAUUAGAGAGAGUUCAAAGAUAUUACUGAGACAGUUUCUUGUUUGACAAUGCUGUAUAUGUUGUAAAUACUUCUGAAAAGUUAUAUUUUGUCGCUGAAUUUGAGGAUACAAUUUCUUGAAAGCAACAUUAGAAUGUAUUAUGGUCCGUUUUCUUCAUAAUUACAUGUUUUUUGCUUAAAUUUUUCAGUUAAAGCGCAAAAUAUUGAAUCAUUCAAAAAAAAUUAAUACAAUAAGUCAUUGUAUUGUAUGUUUUGUUCUAUUACACCAGAAAUAAUAUUUUCCGUAGAGAAUAUUCUGACUCAGCCAAUGUGUACUUAUUUAUAGUUUGCAAAAUGUUUGUAUGACAUUGUACAAAUGUGGACUGAAUCAUUAAAUUAUGUGCUUCUGAUCUUUGAAAUAAAGAGAUAUAAUGAG
Pecten maximus is the source of this 1752-nucleotide messenger RNA. RefSeq names its product N-alpha-acetyltransferase 10-like. NCBI's taxonomy places the organism in Eukaryota, Metazoa, Mollusca, Bivalvia, Pectinida, Pectinidae. The transcript is spliced from 7 exons. Gene Ontology annotation, cellular component: NatA complex. Gene Ontology annotation, molecular function: protein-N-terminal-glutamate acetyltransferase activity; protein N-terminal-serine acetyltransferase activity. Gene Ontology annotation, biological process: N-terminal peptidyl-glutamic acid acetylation. The record is from RefSeq and is a predicted model, not a curated record. Bases 108 to 632 code for a protein of 174 amino acids.